CGGACUACUUCAAGGACAGCUUUCAACUGCCAAUUCUAGGCCUGAGCACAUCUUCACAGCACUGAACUCAAUAUCUCCAAAUUUCGAGACUUCUUUUGUUUUCUUGAAUGUCAAGUGUGAAGUUUUCGAUGGAUUGUGUUGGUUCUUGAGGGUUUGCUCACUUCUUAUUCUUAGCCUCAUUUUCGUGCUUGUUCCUUGUUCUUUAAGGAGACCUUUUUUUAUUGGGGUUCAAUCGAAUUCAGAGGAUCGAGAGGAUUGCACAUGUGAAUAUUACAAAGGAGGGAGAGAUUGAUUUGGAGAAUUGUAUGCGCAAAGGAAAAUAAGGGAAUCCACAUCGAGCGGGACGUGUCAAACGAACUUCUGGUAAAAUGAAUGGAUUCUCAGAUCAUGGGUUAGAUGAGGGGUCGUUUGGGGAGAAAGGGGGGAUUGUGAAGGCUUUUGAUGCUUUUCCCAAAGCGAAACCACAAUACGUAACACAAACUUCUGGGGGCGGCAAAUGGACCGUCGCCAUGAUGCUCGUGUCCUUCGCUCUCCUCGUCUCCGAAUUCAUGCGUUGGUGGACUGGCCACGAAACCCACACCUUCGUGGUUGAGAAGGGUGUUGGUCAUUCCCUACAGAUAAACAUGGAUAUGGUCAUCAAAAUGAAAUGUUCGGAGAUCCAUCUUAACGUCCAAGAUGCGGCUGGUGAUCGCAUAUUAGCUGGUAUAAUGCUCAAAGAGGAUGCGACAAAUUGGAAACAAUGGGUGGAUGCCAAGGGUAUACAUCAAUUGGGUAAAGAUGCACAUGGAAGAGUGAUUACCGGAGAGGAAUAUCAUGAGGAGGGAUUUGGGGAGGAACAUGUUCAUGAUAUUGUGGUACUAGGAGGAAAGAAGAGGCCGAAGUUUGCGAAGACCCCGAGACUUAAGGGUGGUCCUAAGGGGGGUGAUAGUUGUAGGGUUUUUGGAAGUUUGGAGGUUAAUAAGGUACAGGGUGACUUUCACAUCACUGCCAGGGGUCAUGGAUAUCCGGAGAUGGGAAAACAUUUGGAUCAUAGUGCAUUCAAUUUCUCACACAUAAUCAACGAGUUAUCAUUCGGUCCUUUCUACCCCUCCCUUCUCAACCCCCUCGACCGCACCAUCGCCGGCACACCCAACCAUUUCCACAAAUACCAAUACUUCCUCUCCGUAGUCCCAACUCUCUACUCCCUCUCGCCAUCAACAUUUUCUCCCUCGUCAUCUCCCACCCUUCUACGCACAAAUCAAUACGCUGUUACAUCACAAGAACAUAUUGUAGGCGAACGCAGCAUACCGGGUAUAUUCUUCAAAUAUGAUAUUGAACCGCUUCUUUUGACAGUAGAGGAAAGUAGAGAUGGAUUCUUGAGAUUUGUGGUUAAGGUUGUCAAUGUUGUGAGUGGUGUGUUGGUUGCGGGCCAUUGGGGAUUCACGAUUACAGAGUGGGGAUUGAGGGUUUGGGGACGAAGGAGUGGGAGAGGUGCGAAGGGUAUGUUGGAUAGUGGAAAGUACAAUGAGGAUUAAAUAGUUGUUGCGAAGGUUGGAAGAGAUUUUGUCACAUGCUUGUGGAUUGAAAUACAAGGGAAGGCAUGGGAAUACAGGUAGAGCUCGAGGCGGAAAAAGCGAAAUGGGAAGAGAGGAAGCAGUUCGGAAAGAAGUAGAAGAGAGUACAAGGAAUUUAGGUAUUUAUAUAUUCUCACACACCAGGAGUUUAGGCAGGGAAAUGGGAAUGGGAAAUGGACAUAUCAAAUCUGAAUCUGAAUGCAAAAAGACUCAAAAUAUCGGUAAUUUCGUAUCAUGGAGAAGGUGAAUGAUCAA
Botrytis porri is the source of this 1808-nucleotide messenger RNA. RefSeq lists its product as uncharacterized. The record is from RefSeq and is a predicted model, not a curated record. The coding region runs from base 369 to 1514 and encodes 381 amino acids. Gene Ontology annotation, cellular component: COPII-coated ER to Golgi transport vesicle; Golgi membrane; endoplasmic reticulum membrane. NCBI's taxonomy places the organism in Eukaryota, Fungi, Ascomycota, Leotiomycetes, Helotiales, Sclerotiniaceae. Gene Ontology annotation, biological process: endoplasmic reticulum to Golgi vesicle-mediated transport; retrograde vesicle-mediated transport, Golgi to endoplasmic reticulum. The transcript has 3 exons.